AUGGACUGGACUGCAGGUUCUGCAGUCUGCGGACCGUCCCGUACGGUAUCCACGACGCGCCACAACAGCACUACUGUAACCAUACGGCGUAACCUCAAGCGCCACUUCGGGAGAAGAGCGCCACAGUACCAGUGUCAAGACGACCUCAAUAACAACACCAAAGCUGCCCAAAGCAGCAACCACACCGUAACAACAACAAAGCAGCAACCACACCGUAACAACAAUAAGCAGCAACCACACCGUAACAACAACAGCAGGCCCCACCAAGAACUGCUGCAACAAGGGAGCUCCUUCUAUGACUAUGUGGAACCGCUGCCUGUAUAUCAAAACGAAAAAAUCGGCACUUUGAAGGAGGGCAUCAGCUUUACAAUAACCGGAAAAAUUCUGCUAAAUUGCGAGCGGUUUUCAAUCAAUUUCGUCAUCGAGAAUGCAACACGCGAUGUUGCGCUGCACAUUAAUCCACGCCUGCCACAAAACUAUAUUGUACGCAAUACGAAGGUGAAAGGCGUAUGGGGCAGGGAAGAAGUCUCGUCAGCACUGCCAUUCUCACUGCAUCGUGGCAGCCGUUUCGGCAUGCAGAUCUUCAUAACAGAUAGCGACUAUCUGAUCUCCGUGAAUGGCAUACAUUUUGCCAAAUAUGCACACCGUGUACCAUACUCGUCAGUGUCGACUAUCGAGAUGAAGGGCGAUGUGGAAGAUGUGAGCAUGGAACGCGCCGAUGUGGAGUUCUAUCCCGAGCAUAUACCGGGCGUUGAUCCCAAAGAAAUAAGUAUGGCACUGGACAUUUUCCAUGACAAGCCAAAUGGUGAUAAGACAGCGUUAAUACCAUACGAUGAAGUGGAUGGCUCGAAUUUAGAUUGGGCGCCACUGGGUAUUAAAAGUUCGAUUGCCUUAAUGAAAAAUAUCGCCUGUGGCAUACCGCUUCCAUACUAUGGGCUGUUGCCGCCCGAUUCGCUAAAAGUAGGGCGUUGCUUACAAACUGUGGGGCGUGUUAAAUUGCUGCCACAAUCAUUUUACAUUAAUCUACAAAAGGGCCAACACUACUGGCCUCAUCCUAUUAUCGCAUUUCAUUUUAAUCCACGUUUCUCGAAGCAUAGUGGUGCAAUUGGCAAGGCGAUUGUGUGUCGAAAUGCUUGGUUCAAUGGCGCGUGGGCAGAGGAGGAACGCUCCGAAUUGGAUACAGAUUUUCGGCCUGGAAAAACAUUUCGCUUGGCCAUUGUGUGUGCGGAAAAUGGAUUUGAGGUUUACUUGAAUGAUAAACUAAUAACUGAUUUUAAAUAUCGUAUCAAACCGGAUAUUGUCGAUACGGUGUAUAUACAGGGUGAUAUCAAAUUGCGCAGCGUUGUGGUACUUAGUAAUUUAUCGCCAAAAGGCACAAGACGCAUUUAUACAAAUCCGCUCUUCAGAUAUAACUAAUCGGUGGUGGCGACGGGAAGGAAAUAAAGUGAAGAUUCCAGCGCUGCUCGCUGUUCAGAGACCCCGAAGGCAUUUGAAAAAGUUUGAAGGACUUGGAGAAAUUGUUGGCGAGCGAGGCGAAACUAUAGCCAUAUUAAAUAUGGAUGGAUAUGCGAAUAGAUUUUAUAAUUCUUUAAUUAUUUAGCUUUACUUAUAUAUUUCAUAUACAUUUUCUGUAAAGUUCAUUUUAAGACAAAAAAAAAUCCAAGACAUUAAAUCAAAGAUUAGUACCUACAUACAUUAUUACAAUAUUAAUUUAAUAAAAAAAGGCUUUUACUAAGACACAAAUUGUUAAAUUUUUAUGAAGCAUGUUUCGAAUAAAGAAUGUGUUCUUUAAACAUUA
This is a messenger RNA of Rhagoletis pomonella (apple maggot), 1798 nucleotides long. Its product is annotated as galectin-8-like. The transcript has 7 exons. The record is from RefSeq and is a predicted model, not a curated record. Bases 1 to 1416 code for a protein of 471 amino acids. Lineage: Eukaryota; Metazoa; Arthropoda; Insecta; Diptera; Tephritidae. Gene Ontology annotation, molecular function: galactoside binding; carbohydrate binding.